UAAUGCAGUUUAUAAAUGUGUUUGCAGUCUUUUACUUAUUCAGUUUUAUUUAGUCUCUCUUUGAUAACAGCAGUAUCUUGUGUGCAGGGCAAGGAGACGACAGAAGAAGAGGAUGAAGUCGCUGUGGGGAUGGACAAAGGCUUCAUGGAGGAAUUCUUUGAACAGGUAGAGGAGAUCCGGGGUUUCAUCGAGACUCUGGCAGAGAAAGUGGAAGAGGUGAAGAGGAAGCACAGCGCCAUCCUGGCCUCACCGAACCCCGAUGAGAAGACCAAAGCCGAGCUCGAGGACCUCAUGGCAGACAUCAAGAAACUGGCCAACAAAAUUCGCUCUAAAUUAAAGAGUAUUCAGCAAACCAUUGAGCAGGAGGAAGGGCAGAACAGAUCGUCAGCUGACCUGAGGAUACGCAAAACGCAGCACUCCACGCUGUCGAGGAAGUUCGUCGAGGUGAUGUCAGAGUACAACACCACGCAGUCGGACUACAGAGAGCGCUGCAAGGGCCGCAUUCAGAGACAGUUGGAGAUCACUGGAAGAAACACUACAAAUGAGGAGCUGGAGAGCAUGUUGGAGAGUGACAACCCUGCCAUCUUUACCUCCGGGAUAAUAAUGGAUAACAUCACCCAACAAGCAAUGAAUGAGAUCGAGACGCGGCACAACGAGAUCAUCAAGCUGGAAAACAGCAUCAGGGAACUUCAUGACAUGUUCAUGGAUAUGGCCAUGUUGGUGGAGAGCCAGGGCGAACUGGUGAACAACGUCGAGCGGAGCGUUCUGGGUGCUCAGGAAUAUGUGGAGGAAGCAAAGGAGCGCAUCCCGAAAUGCAAAAAGUUCAAAAAGACCAACAGACGGAAAAUGAUCCUGAUAGGUGGUUGUGUCGCAGUGUGUGUCUUCAUCCUCAUUAUUUCUCUUGCUGUCGGCCUCAGUUAGGACCCCGAUACAACCGUUUGCUGCUCUAGAAGUGGCUCAAUCAUUUAGUGUCACCAUUGGAAACGAGCACUCAAACUGUGUGGGACUAAUUAAUAUUGUCUAACUGUGUUAUUUUAUAUUGCUCUUGCACAUGUUGUGUUUUUUUUUUAUUUUGCAUGUUUUCUGAAAAUUAUAAAAUGUUGCGUACUUCUCAAAAUUUAGCAAUUAUUCUAAUUAUCAUAUGUGUCUCUGAAUAGUUCAUGGACAGCCAAUCUUUUUCAAAACUUGUGGUUGCAAAGUUUUGAAUAAGCACCAUAAAAAAAAACUUUUUCAAAGGUGAUAAAAUCUAGUAAAACUAUUUUAAGUUUCAGCAAACUCACACCGAUGUGACAUCUUUCCACUUCAGGUAGAGAAACUAUUACCAGCUUAACCCUUUAACUGCUCUAGUGUAACAUUGAUGUGUGUCUCACCACAAUAAAAUAUUAUUUUUUCUUCCUAAAAUGUCAUUUCAAGCUGUCACAACAAGCAGUGGUUAAAAAAAUCUGUAGUUCAUUUGGCUCAGAGAAAAAUCACAUAUUUAAUUUAAUGAAGUAAUUUCCAGACAUUUCCUACUUAUGUAAUUAGUAAAAAAAAAAAUACAGUGAAAUAACAACUUUUCAUAUCUGAGAAAAUUCCCAAAGCGAACACUCGUCAACAGUCUGGUUGCCGACUUCUCCAGAGCCGUCCGUCUCCGCUGGGAUGGCAAAUGUUUUCUGUCCUUAUCCCUCUGCCCCGAGUUGAAGCCAAGAUUCAGGUUUUUAUAAUCACACAAAAAGUGCAGAGAGACGAAGCGCGUCGUGCUCACUCUAUCAUUUUCUGUGUUUCCAUUAGCAGCCAUACAUCUGUUUCACAUUUUCACAUUUGAAGUGUCACAAAAGCAAUCCAUUUAGUUUUUAAAUAUAAAGCCACACUCUGCUGUCACUUAGGCUGCGCCAUUGUCCAUAUAUGGUAAUGGUAUUUCCCUUUAGAGAGGCUCAACUCCAUUGGAUGACUUUGUGUCAGGAAAUCUUUCCUGAUACAAGAUCAGAAAAGACAGGAAAUUAGCUUUUUCCUGAGGAAGU
This is a messenger RNA of Poecilia latipinna (sailfin molly), 2000 nucleotides long. RefSeq names its product syntaxin 1A (brain) (gene stx1a). Gene Ontology annotation, cellular component: endomembrane system; SNARE complex; plasma membrane. The record is from RefSeq and is a predicted model, not a curated record. The transcript is spliced from 9 exons. Gene Ontology annotation, molecular function: SNARE binding; SNAP receptor activity. Bases 16 to 921 code for a protein of 301 amino acids. Gene Ontology annotation, biological process: exocytosis; intracellular protein transport; vesicle fusion. NCBI's taxonomy places the organism in Eukaryota, Metazoa, Chordata, Actinopteri, Cyprinodontiformes, Poeciliidae.